Messenger RNA from Clunio marinus, 195 nucleotides. NCBI's taxonomy places the organism in Eukaryota, Metazoa, Arthropoda, Insecta, Diptera, Chironomidae. The record is from the annotation of a GenBank genome assembly.
AUGGGCGUGGAUUGGCGAUCCAAAACGUGGAAUAUUAAAUCGUGCAUCGAAAUGUCGUUCCAAAAAAUUUUGGAUCACCCAGCUCUGGCUGGUGUGUAUCCUGGUUCACAUCCAAUAAAUAUCGUGGCAGUAAUUUUUUGUUUUGGGCAAUCUCCAUAUUUGCCCCAUAUGCCGUCAAAGUUGACCAUGUCAUGA